AUGUGCAUUGACACGUUAUGGCCACUCCAGUCAUUACAAGCGCUUUCUUCUGCUGUUGCGACUUCCAUGCAGAUUCAGCUAGUGGUGUGCUUGAUUAUCACCUCGCCACGCACUGACGGUGGUGCUUCGGGAGCCAUCUGCGCCACCAACACCCAUCCCACAGCCUGUGUGGCGACAGGCUUAUCCUUCUUCCACCUCCGUGACGGUACUGUCAUCAUGGCUGUUGGUGCGCGACAGGAGUGUCAAGAAAACGACGCAGUCGAGGGAAAGGCCCCUUCCCUCCUCGCACACCUCUCUUCCACCAUCCCGUGUGUAGCCUCUCCCCUCCCACCUUCAUCCCCAAGCUCUCCGUUCGGCGUAAAAUCUCCCCUGCCUUCUCGACCGAACAGGCAGUGCUCUUCGUGUCUUUUGCAUUCCACCCCGACUACCGUAUCUCCAGCAUAA
Messenger RNA from Echinococcus granulosus, 444 nucleotides. RefSeq lists its product as hypothetical. Lineage: Eukaryota; Metazoa; Platyhelminthes; Cestoda; Cyclophyllidea; Taeniidae. Bases 1 to 444 code for a protein of 147 amino acids. The transcript is spliced from 2 exons. The record is from RefSeq and is a predicted model, not a curated record.